Molecule: messenger RNA, 2994 nt
Organism: Culicoides brevitarsis
Lineage: Eukaryota; Metazoa; Arthropoda; Insecta; Diptera; Ceratopogonidae
Gene: POSH
Product: E3 ubiquitin-protein ligase SH3RF1
Exons: 8
Coding region: 240-2747 (835 amino acids)
Molecular function (GO): metal ion binding; protein binding
Source: RefSeq, a predicted model, not a curated record
CAUUGCAUUUUUGUGCUGUUCGAAGAGUUUUUAAUCAUUUUUCGGGGGAUUUCAGUGGAAAUUGUGGCUAAAUGUGAUGUCGUCGUGCCAAAUGGAGGUCAAAAGUGUGUGUUCUAAUUGAAAAGAGGCCCAAAAUUGACGACGCCAUGUAAAUACGCGACAAAAUCCGUGGGACAUUCACUUUUCACAUACACUAACGUACAUGCAAAAGCAGGAAAAAAUCUAAAUUUCGCCAUAAAAUGGAUGUCUCGAAGUUAAACGAGCUUCUGGAAUGCUCUGUCUGUCUCAAUACGCUCGAUAUCUCGAGCAAAGUUCUUCCGUGUCAACACACGUUCUGCAAAAACUGCCUUAAGGAAAUUGUCGAAAGUCACAAGGAAUUGCGAUGCCCGGAAUGUCGUGUUUUGGUAACGAUCCCCGUCGACGACUUGCCGCCCAACGUUUUGCUCACACGAAUUUUGGAAGGCAUGAAAAACGCCGCGAAUCAGGCAACAAGUGCGACAAACAAUGCAAGUCCAUCGCACGAAACGGCCUCAAAAGUGAAACAAGAACCGCCAACGACGGAAUCGACGCCCGUUUCUGUGCCCGAAAAUGUCGGCGGCGGCAAUGUCAAGAUGAAACAUCCCCAUGCAAAGGCAAUUUACGACUUUAAUUCGAAGGAAAGUGGCGAUUUGAACUUUAAAAAGUCCGAUAUUAUUUUGUUGAAGAAGAAAAUCGAUCAGAAUUGGUAUAUUGGGGAGUUGAAUAGUCGAACGGGGUCUUUUCCGAUCAAUCAUGUGCAAAUAAUUGUACCGCUUCCUGUGGCACAAUGCAAAAGUCUUUAUGAUUUCAAGAUGAAACCGAAUGAGGAGGAGGGUUGUUUGACGUUCAAGAAGGGAACAGUGAUCAAUGUGUUGCGUCGCGUCGAUCAGAAUUGGGCGGAAGGAAGAAUUGACGAUGCAAUUGGCAUUUUUCCAAUUUCCUUUGUUGAGAUGAAUGCCGUUGCGAAGCAGCUGAUGGAGGUUUCUGCGAAAAACAUGCAACUCUCAUCGUCAACAUCAUCGCAUCCAAUGACAACUUCCUCGUCAUCGUCUGCCGCAACAAACGUUCGUACCGUGCCUAUACCGCCGUUCGAGACGACAUUCAAUAACAGCACAAACGCGAGUGACAGUUCGACAACAACUUCAACGAGUCCCCAUUCGACGCCCAGCAACACGAGUUCAAGCAAUUCAAGCACGGCGCCCAAUAGCCCGAUCAAUAGUCAAGAUACGGAAAAUUUAGUUGUAACAGUGCAGGCACGUCCCAUCACGACACGCGAAAAGCGAAAUUCGCUCACGGCGUUGAUCAGCACGGGAAAUGGCGGAAAUAUCGCGAGUCACGCCUCGAAUCGUCAUUCGGCGGAGAUUUUGAGUGUGCCUGAGUUGGAAAAUGUUCAACCGGGGACAGGAAAUCAAAAGAGUGAGACAGUUCGGAGACCCGAGAGAACGCAUCAUCGCUCGAAAUCGGGACAUCAUAAUCCGCAACAAACUCACAUUCAGCCAUAUGUCGCCUUAUAUCCGUACAAGCCGCAAAAACCCGAUGAGUUGGAAUUGAAAAAAGGAUCUGUUUAUUAUGUAUUAGACAAAUGUCAAGAUGGUUGGUUCAAAGGCGUCAAUCGUCAACAAAAAUCAGGAGUCUUUCCGGGAAAUUAUGUUGCUCCAAUUCGAACACGAGCCACGGAUAAUUCAUCUGGCAACUCACACUCCUCGAAUCAAAAGGGACAACCAAUCUUCAUCUCACGCGAUAAUUAUCAAAAAACGCUCCAACCGCCUCCCGAUCUUCCGCCGCGCAACAAUGCUCAACAAUCCACGGGCUCGAGUUUGUCGAAUUGGAGCAAAACGCUUCACAUGGAUUCACUUUUCAGCAGAAAAAGUAACGAAAACUCCCUAACUCAAGACCCAUCUCCGAAUGUUUCCCUCAAUUCGAGUAACGAAUCGCAAAAUCGCUCUGCCACAAAGGAGAAAAAAGACUCGACCGCCAUGAGUUUCGUGAAACGCUUAACAAAACGAAGCAAAUCUCCGUCAACAUCUACCGGAGCUUACUCCAUGGAUAAUCCCGUGUUUGAAGAUUCAUCGGUUUCUGGUCCAACAACGUCUGCGGGAGGCGCAAAAAAUAUUCAUUUGUCACAUCCGGUUCACGUGAGAUCCGGAAGUUGUCCAAGUCAACUUUUGCAAAAUAUCCCCAUGGAUGUGAUAAAUCAAGCAAAUCAAGGAAGCGGUCCGUUCGUUUAUGGCUCGCAACGUAUCAAGGGACACAAGGAACGUCCUUCAAUGGCACACCUUCGAACGAACGUAGAUCUGACAAUAAGUGCCGCCAAUAAUCGCUUACGCAAUGCACAAACAUCAAAUCAGUCGUCCAUGAUGAGUGUUUCAGCGACGCAAGCUGCAACGCCAUCGUCUGUCGUCACCGCCAACAAUCCGUCAAGUAAUCAUCACCACCGAAAGUCACAAAGUCUCGAUGCGAGUAGCUUAAUUGGGCCUGUAGCGAACGAAAAUAAGGCAAAUCGUGGGGCUUCUGCGGUCCAAAGUUCAAGUAACGGCGGAAAUCACACACGAGAAAGAUAUCGCUGCAUCGUCCCGUAUCCUCCAAAUAGCGAAUAUGAGCUUGAAUUACGCGUCGGCGACAUCGUCUUUGUCACAAAGAAACGCGAAAACGGUUGGUUCAAGGGACAACAUCAACGUUCGGGACGAAUUGGACUUUUUCCGUCGUCCUUCGUGCAACCUGACAUAUAAAAAAAACAACAAAAUCUGCCAUCCAAUGCGAAUUGAGAUUAACAUGAACAAGCACGUAUCUCACAUUUACACUAAAAUUAUGACAUAAUCAUAAAAAAUUAACUUUAAGCAACCUAAAAUAUUAUUACAUUUACGAGAAAUAUUUAUACAGGACAAUUUUUUUAGAUAUUAAAAUAUUUACUGAACAAGAUUAUGAAAGCAAACGAUGCAUUUAACGGAUAUUAUGACAAAAGAAAAUUUUUUUGAU